Messenger RNA from Oreochromis aureus, 990 nucleotides. RefSeq names its product NACHT, LRR and PYD domains-containing protein 1-like. The record is from RefSeq and is a predicted model, not a curated record. The transcript is spliced from 4 exons. NCBI's taxonomy places the organism in Eukaryota, Metazoa, Chordata, Actinopteri, Cichliformes, Cichlidae. Gene Ontology annotation, molecular function: protein binding. Bases 10 to 990 code for a protein of 326 amino acids.
AAGUCAGACAUGUUGAAGAACUUCCUAAAACCAAAAUCUUUGACCAAGAAGAUUUCAAGUCUUUUUGAUAACAGAGAUCUCCGAUCACUUGAGGUACUUUUGAGCAGAGUCAUGGCGAAAUCCCUCGAGAGUGAAAAUGGCCACCUGGACCUGUUUGUUCGCUUCCUUCAUGGCCUCUCUCUGGAGUCCAACCAGAGACUCUUAGGAGGUCUGCUGGGUCAGACAGAGAUCAGUCAGGAAACCAUUCAGGGUGUCAUCAACAACCUGAAGGAGAUGAACAGUGAUAAAAUCUCUCCUGACAGAAGCAUCAACAUCUUCCACUGUCUGAUGGAGAUGAACGACCUCUCAGUACAUCAGGAGAUCCAAGAGUUCCUGAAGUCAGAGAACAGAUCACAGAAGAAACUCUCUGAGAUCCAGUGCUCAGCUCUGGCCUUCAUGCUGCAGAUGUCAGAGGAGGUUCUGAAUGAGUUGGACCUGCAGAAGUACAACACAUCAUGGGGGGGACGACAGAGACUGAUUCCAGCUGUGAGGAACUGCAGAAAGGCUCGACUGACUCGGUGUCGACUCUCAGAGACUCACUGUGAAGUUUUGGCCUCAGCUAUGAAGUCCAACCCCUCCCAUCUGACAGAGCUGGACAUGAGUUGGAACAACCUGCAGGAUUCAGCAGUGAAGCUUCUGUGUGCUGGACUGGAGAGUCCAAACUGUCGACUGGAGACUCUGAGAUUGUGGAGCUGUGGUUUGUCAGAGAUCAGCUGUGAUUAUCUGGCAGCAGCGCUGAAGUCCAACCCCUCGUAUCCCAAAGUACUGGACCUGAGUGGAGACUACAACAAGCUGCAGGAUUCAGGAGUGAAGCAGCUGUGUGUUCUUCUGGAGAAUCCACGAUGUCGAUUUGAAACUCUGAGGUCAUACCCGCUGUACGUAGUACGCGAUCUGCGCAUACUACGAAGCGUGCGGUCACUGGAUUGGGACACAGCCAUUGUUACAAACUGA